AAGACAGCAAAUAAAAAAAAUGCCCGAUCGUGGUAUAGUAGAAUAAUUAAUAAUAAAUAUUGAAUCAAAAUUUGAAGUGUUGCAUAAUAUAUAUUGUAUCAAAACAUAACAUGUUACAAACUAAUUUUAUUGCUUUAAACAGCUAAAAUGUUUUCGUUGGUCGCAGAUUACGGGAACAGUGAGGAUGAAAGCUCAGUGGAGUCUUCCAUUGCGGAGAAUUCAGAUGAAAGCGUAAACUUAAAGGGGAAACAAACAUUUCAAAUGUUGGAACAAACAACUCUUCCCAGCGCAAGUUUGAUGUUAGCUACUGAUAAAGCAAUUCCCGGGGGCGUGUUUAGCAAUCCCUUUCGAGAAGCGGAAGAUGCAAAAAUAGCUUGUUUGGAAAAACACGUUAAAAUGGUUGAUCCGGAAAGCAAAACUAGCGAGCAGAAGCGAAAUAUUUGCUGGAAUUUUCGCAAAGGUCGCUGUCGGUUUGGAAGCAAAUGUAAUUAUGUCCACGACUCAGAUUUGAUAGUAAAUAAGGGAGUUCAGGGUAAUCAAAUCAAUAUUGAAACAGCAGAUAAAUUAGUUGAACAUUCCAGCUUAUCAAUAGAUAAUCGGACAACCAGAAAACAUGAUAGCAAAAAGAAACGCCCCGGCUUAAGCCGCGAACUUGUUCCUCCUAGGAAGGUAUUAAAAAUGUAUCAAAAAAGUAAAUUUAGCGGAAAACCUUGACCUAGGAAAAACUUUAUCAGUGCACGUAACAGAUUGUCUGUUGAUCAGAGAGUUUUGAAAAUAAACAUUCAAGUAUUAAGGCUCACAUAAUACAAAGAUUUCUCAUGCAGAAGCAGGCCAAUUAAUCAUUGUGUAUGUGGAUUAGUAUAAUAGAAAAUAAUUUAAGAUCAGUGAUGAAUCAGUUACACAGGUGCGGUAUCUAGGAUAUUUUGCGCCCGGUGCAAAAUAUUGUUUGCCGCUCCCUAGCUUUAGCGAGCAAAAAUGAAAAAGGUCCCUCGACUGGACCACCGAAAAUUCCACGGUCUCACGAUGAUCAUUAGGUCCUAAGAGCAAAUGACAGUUUCUCUUUGUUUACAUUUUCAUUCAAUUAUUAUGAAAUAUUCUUAAUUUUUUGAUAAUUUUUUCGGUGCGGAUUAAAAGAUAAUAAUUCCAGUUAUUAUUCUUUGUAAAUAGGAUUGCUAAGAGUGUCUUGAUAAUCAAAUCAGAAUGUAAACAAAGAUAAUCUGUCAUUUACACUUAGUAUCUAAUCUAAUGUUUAUCGAGAAAGAGAAACUCUCAUUCUCUCCGGCAAACGACCGCCGAAAAGGUUAGAGCCGGGGUAAAAAAACGAUAAAUAAAAAAAACUGUCAUUUGCA
Malaya genurostris is the source of this 1349-nucleotide messenger RNA. RefSeq lists its product as uncharacterized. NCBI's taxonomy places the organism in Eukaryota, Metazoa, Arthropoda, Insecta, Diptera, Culicidae. The record is from RefSeq and is a predicted model, not a curated record. The transcript has 3 exons. Bases 148 to 714 code for a protein of 188 amino acids. Gene Ontology annotation, molecular function: metal ion binding.